AUGGAGAAAAAAUUGGAGGGAAGCCAUAGCUCACCGUCUUCUAAGUUUUCAGCAGGAAAGUCGUCUGCCAUUUUUUGCUCUGGGAUGUUUUUUCCCUGGGCAUACGGUAAGGCGGAAUUGGGAAGGUCGAAGCAGGAAUGGGGGAGAAAGGAACCUUCUGUGACCCGAGUGCAAGUUAGGUCUCCUAGCAUUUUGGAGGGUAGUGAAAGAGUUAGUAAUUCUCCUGAUCAGAUUAUUAAAUCUCAGGAAGACCUUACUAACACUAAGGUGUCUGGUCAACAGUCCAUUACCAGCUCGGCUGUGAAGGAACCUGUUAUUGAGUGUCCCACUAACACUGACAAGCCUCUUACAGAGGAUAACUUAGUGGAUGUGGAGAUUCAACCUUCAUCUAAAGGGGAGAAUAUUGGGCAGAGGAAAAAAACCACUUUUACUAGAAGGCCUAGAAUUAGUAAAGGGAAUACCUCUGAUAGUAUGCAUAUUGAUUCUUCAGAGAGAGUAGAGACAUCUAAGGGGAAUAAAGGGAAAGGGAAAAGGAGU
Striga asiatica is the source of this 537-nucleotide messenger RNA. The record is from the annotation of a GenBank genome assembly. NCBI's taxonomy places the organism in Eukaryota, Viridiplantae, Streptophyta, Magnoliopsida, Lamiales, Orobanchaceae.